Molecule: messenger RNA, 1311 nt
Organism: Verticillium dahliae VdLs.17
Lineage: Eukaryota; Fungi; Ascomycota; Sordariomycetes; Glomerellales; Plectosphaerellaceae
Product: peroxisomal membrane protein PAS20
Exons: 3
Coding region: 1-1311 (436 amino acids)
Biological process (GO): protein import into peroxisome matrix, docking
Cellular component (GO): peroxisomal importomer complex; peroxisomal membrane; peroxisome
Molecular function (GO): protein binding
Source: RefSeq, a predicted model, not a curated record
AUGGCAUCUCCACCCAAGCCUUGGGAACGACCUGGCGCUGCCGCAACCGUUGCAUCGGCAGCGCGACCGACAACACUUCCCACCACGACCGCCGCUUCCAUCUCGACCCCGCCGGCGCAAGGCUCCUCAGCGGUCGCCACAGCAUCAGCAGACGCGCCUGCUGUCCCCCAGCGACCGGCCUCUCUCGCAGCAUCGGUCAACCAGAACGCUGCGGCAUACAGUUCUGGCAUGGCGAAUCCUUACGGUACAUACGGCGGCGCCGCCGGCUACAACUCGUACUCGAGAAUGGGUGGCUACGGCGGCUAUGCGGGAACCAUGGGAGGGAUGUACGGCAGCAGCAUGUACGGAGGAUACGGUGGCUACGGCGGCUCCAUGUAUGGAGGUGGCAUGUACGGCGGCAUGCCUGGCAUGGGCCAAAAUCCGAAUGACCCCAACAGCCUGACGAACCAGUUCAACAACAGCACUCAGGCAACUUUCCAGAUGCUGCAAGGUAUCGUGCAGGCCUUUGGAGGCUUUGCGCAAAUGCUGGAAAGCACUUACAUGGCGACUCACUCGAGCUUCUUCGCUAUGGUGUCGGUCGCUGAGCAGUUCGGUAAUCUUAAGGAUACUCUCGGCUCCAUUCUCGGCAUCUUCACCCUCAUGCGUUGGAUCCGCACACUUCUAGCAAAGCUUACCGGCCGACCACCCCCGGCCGACGCAACGUCCUUGACGCCUGCCGCCUUCGCACGCUUUGAGGGCCGCCAGCCGAUUGGACCGGACGGCACGCCUCUGGGACCCCCGAAGGCCAGUCGGAAGCCCCUCUUCUUCUUCGUCCUCGCUGCCUUCGGCCUGCCUUAUCUCAUGAGGAAGAUGAUCAACUCCCUCGCUGCCACGGCCGAGGAGGAGGAGCGUAAGCGUCUCGCUGCAGCGGGCGAGCAAGCUGUACAGCAACAGCUUGACCCGUCCAAGCUUGACUACUGCCGAGCCCUUUACGACUUCACUCCCCAGCCCGGCAAUGCCGGACAGGGAGUUGAUAUGGAGGUGCGCCGGGGCGAGCUCGUCGCUGUGCUCAGCAAGAGUGACCCCAUUGGCAACCCCAGCGAGUGGUGGCGCUGCCGGGCUCGUGAUGGCCGCACCGGCUACCUCCCGGCUACGUACCUCGAGGUCAUCAAGAGGCCCGGGCAGCCGGUUGCAGCUAUCAAAGCAGCGGCGAGCGAGACCAGUAGGACGAGCACCAUGACCAGCACCGUGGAGAGCGUGCCUGAGCCAGUGAAGAGCAAGGUCGGCGAUGUCAGCGCGGAGAGCUUCCAGAAGAGCCAAUUCUACUCUUAG